GGGAGAAAGGCAGAAGUUGCCUCCACCAUGGCUGGAACAAAGGCACUUCUGACACUGGGAAACUUCAUUAAUGGAAAGUUUGUACCUUGUAACUCCUAUAUCGAUUCUUAUGAUCCGUCUACGGGGGAUGUGUACUGCAGAGUGCCAAACAGUGGAAAAGAAGAGAUUGACGCCGCGGUGGAGGCAGCCAGAGCAGCCUUCCCGGGCUGGUCGGCCCGGAGCCCGCAGGAGCGCUCGCAGGUGCUGCACCGGCUGGCCGAUCUGCUAGAGCAGUCCCUGGAGGAAUUGGCGCAGGCGGAAUCCAGGGACCAAGGGAAAACCAUAACACUGGCAAGAACCAUGGACAUUCCCCGGUCUGUGCAGAACUUCCGUUUCUUCGCCUCCUCCAUCCUGCACCACACGUCCGAGUGCACGCAGAUGGACCACAUGGGCUGUCUGCACUACACAGUGCGGGCCCCUGUGGGGAUCGCCGGUCUGAUCAGCCCCUGGAAUUUGCCACUCUACUUGCUGACCUGGAAGGUGGCACCGGCCAUUGCUGCUGGCAAUACUGUGAUAGCCAAGCCCAGCGAGCUGACGUCGGUGACUGCGUGGAUGAUGUGCAAACUCCUGGAGAGAGCAGGUGUCCCACCAGGUGUGGUAAAUAUUGUGUUUGGGACGGGGCCCAGGGUCGGCGAGGCCCUGGUGUCCCAUCCAGAGGUACCCCUCAUUUCCUUCACGGGGAGCCAGCCCACAGCUGAGCGGAUCACACAGCUGAGUGCUCCCCACUGCAAGAAGCUGUCCCUGGAGCUGGGGGGCAAGAACCCUGCUAUCAUCUUUGAGGACGCCAACCUGGAGGAGUGCAUUCCAACGACUGUCAAGUCCAGCUUCGCCAACCAGGGUGAAAUCUGCCUCUGUACCAGCAGAAUCUUUGUCCAGAAGAGCAUCUAUAGUGAAUUUUUGGAGAAGUUUGUAGAAGCUACCAGAAUGUGGAAAGUUGGCAUUCCUUCUGAUCCGUCAGCCAGCAUGGGAGCUCUGAUAAGUAAAGCUCAUUUGGAGAAAGUCAGAAGUUACAUCAAAAAAGCCCAGAUGGAAGGGGCCCAGAUUCUGUGUGGUGAGGGGGUGGACACAUUGAACCUCCCCCGCAGGAAUCAAGCAGGAUACUUUAUGCUUCCCACAGUGAUAACAGACAUUAAGGAUGAAUCUUGCUGCAUGAAGGAAGAGAUAUUUGGGCCAGUGACAUGUGUUGUCCCCUUCGAUAGUGAAGAGGAAGUGAUUCAAAGAGCCAACAGCGUUAAAUACGGACUGGCAGCCACAGUGUGGUCCAGCAACGUGGGCCGUAUCCACCGGGUGGCUAAGAAGUUGCAGUCAGGCUUGGUCUGGACCAACUGCUGGCUCAUCAGAGAGCUCAACCUGCCUUUUGGGGGGAUGAAGAGUUCUGGGGUAGGUCGAGAAGGAGCCAAGGACUCUUACGAAUUUUUCACGGAAAUCAAAACCAUCACCAUUAAACACUGACCUUGGCCGGUGGAGAAGCUGUUAUGGUCCAUUCCUGGCUGCAGAGGAUCAGUCGUCCAAUGCAGUGAGCAGAUGUGCCGGCAUAAAAUCCAGCCAUAUCUUGGCUCCACGGGUUUUCUCUACCCUAUCCUCAGUAGUCUGUACUUUUAUUCGUUGUCAGAGAGGAUGUCUGUUUUCACUGUGAAGUCAAAGAAGAGACUUCUGAGCAGGAAGUCACAAAAAGGAAGCCAAAUAAUCAUCAGGUUCCUUCUCUGUUGUGUCUUUGCUCUAGUUUUUUUCAUCGUUUUGAUCGAA
This is a messenger RNA of Callorhinus ursinus (northern fur seal), 1785 nucleotides long. It is a transcript of the gene ALDH8A1, whose product is annotated as aldehyde dehydrogenase 8 family member A1. Gene Ontology annotation, molecular function: retinal dehydrogenase (NAD+) activity. Gene Ontology annotation, biological process: retinoic acid metabolic process. The record is from RefSeq and is a predicted model, not a curated record. Lineage: Eukaryota; Metazoa; Chordata; Mammalia; Carnivora; Otariidae.